Messenger RNA from Oncorhynchus keta (chum salmon), 8725 nucleotides. RefSeq names its product protein tyrosine phosphatase non-receptor type 13 (gene ptpn13). The transcript has 50 exons. Gene Ontology annotation, cellular component: cytoplasm; nucleus; cytoskeleton. The record is from RefSeq and is a predicted model, not a curated record. Bases 362 to 8152 code for a protein of 2596 amino acids. NCBI's taxonomy places the organism in Eukaryota, Metazoa, Chordata, Actinopteri, Salmoniformes, Salmonidae. Gene Ontology annotation, molecular function: phosphatidylinositol 3-kinase regulatory subunit binding; protein tyrosine phosphatase activity. Gene Ontology annotation, biological process: peptidyl-tyrosine dephosphorylation.
GGGGACUGGAGAAGGAAAACGCUCAUAAGCAGUAAUGGUUACUGGGCUUCGCCGAACAAACUGGGGAUUGACAGGCAAACCCGCCACGACUGUUUAAAAUUAUUAUUUUUCAACGCAGGAUUUUGUUGCUUUUAACCACACGAUCUUUAACGGAUAUAUAUAUAUUUUUUGAUCGAAUACGUUGUCGUGAGGACAUUAACCUGUUGCAUCCUUUCCGACAGUCUCGCGGCAGCGGUCAACUUUAAGAUGUUCUAUUGUGGAUGCGAUGACGUUUUGUUUCGUCUGUUUGCGCUUCUGUAGGAUAGUCGGACUGCGAACAUUUUUCCUUCAAGCUCUUUAGUGUCAUACAUCGCUCGGGACGAUGCAUGUCUCUCUGGCUGAAGCUCUGGAGGUGCGAGGAGGUCCCCUUCAAGAGGAGGAGGUCUGGGCUGUCCUCAGUCAGAGUGCUGAGAGCCUCCAGGAACUAUUCAGAAGAGACCCCUCUGCCCUGGGCUUCAUCAUCUCUCCCUGGUCCCUGUUGUUGAUGCCCUCAGGCAGCAUCUCCUUCACGGACGAGAACGUGACGCAGCAGGACCUGAGGGCCUUCACAGCUCCAGAGGUCCUGGAGGGAGUCACUCUCUCCUCUCUGUCAGAUAUAGAGAAGAUGCACAUGUACUCCCUUGGAAUGACCUUGUUUUGGGGAGCUGACUAUGAGGUUCCACAGAGUCAGCCCAUGAAGCUGGGUGAGCACCUGAACAGUAUUCUCCUCAACAUGUGUGACGACACCACCCUGAGCCGUAUGUCUGUUCUCACCGUAAUGGAUGCCUGCAGCACACACAUCAGAAAUUCUAGCUGCGAACCCUCCUUCACACACAUCAGAAAGCUGGUCCGACUGGUGUUGGGCAGCCUCUCCCAGUUGGAUGGCCUGCUGUCCCAGAGUGACAGGGAGUCUAUUCCGGAGAGGAGCAAGGAGAUUCGGGAGAGGCUUCGGGGCAAAGGCCUUCCCUCAGGGAGGAGUGCAGCCCCGAGGGUACUGGAGCGUUACAAGGCUCGUAGUCAGGAGCAGGCAUCUCUGAACCGUGGCCUGAGUCGCUCCAUGGGUUCCCUCCCCAUCCAGGACCUCCUGAGAGGUGAGGGGGCCCUGCCUGGUCCCUACCCACCAUCGGACUACCAUCCUGGGUCAGAGUCCUCCGCAGACCUGGCCCUCUACCUCGAGCCCCAGCAGAGAGGCAGGCCGGUAGAGCUGGACAGGAGGUCCCUGCCCUAUAGAGGAGACUCGACAGCCCAACACAAGAAGAACUGGGCGUCUUCUGUAGACCUGGCCCACAUAGACCCGGAUAUGCUCCGCUUUGGAGCCCUUGAGGAUGCCAGGCGGGGUAGCAGUGCCCUCAGUACCCGCUCAGGGGGAAGGCACAAGUCAGCCUCCCGGGUGAACCGGGAUCGAGACGGGGAGAACCGCUACUCAGACUUUGGUGGUAUGGAGACGCCCAGGACGAAGGCCCACCCCCACUCACCCCUGUCGGUCAGCUCAGCUCUGACCUCAGCCUAUGACCGGAUCAAAGAGAAGCAGAGGAAGCUGCAGGUGCUCCGCCAGGCCAUGGAUGAUCCUCUCCACUCCCAUCGGAGGUACCACAGUGACUACAGCUCGUCCAGUGAGAGCCCCUCUGUAGCAUCCUCCGACACCGACUACAGACAAGUUAAGAAACCAGAGGAAGUGAGACGUUACAGCUCCCAGUUGGCUCUCUCAGACCAUCACGGCAUGUCUCUAACCAGCCACAACGCACACAGACACAGGCGACAUGAGGGUGCAGCCGACGAGGGUCUGAUGCUCCAGAGACGUGAGGAAGAGGUUCAGAGGCUGCAGGCUCACCUGGCUAACAGGCUGUCCAGGGCCUCCCUAUACCCAGGGGACGACCCCCGAGCCAGCCUCUACACCGGGGAUGAGCCCCUGGCACGCACCUCCAUGCUGGACCUCCGGGACCCUCUCAAUGCAACGCUACCACACCACCGCAAACCUAAGAAUUUCUUUGGUCCUGAAUUUGUGAAGAUGACCAGCGAGCCAUGUGUUGCCUUGACGGUUCCCUCUUCAAUAAUGAACAAGCGUGGGAAGCUGGAUGAGGUCCAGAGGAAGGUGGGGGUGGUCCUGCUGACCGGCCAGAAGCUGGAGCUGAGCUGUGACAUCAAGGCUGUGUGUAAGGACGUGUUGGACAUGGUGGUGGCUCACAUUGGACUGGUGGAGCACCACCUCUUCGGCUUGGCCUGCCUCACAGACAAUGAGUUUUUCUUCAUUGAUCCCGAUGCCAAGCUGUCCAAAGUUGCUCCUGAGGGGUGGAAGGAAGAACCCAAGAAGAAGAAACCAGACAUCCAGUUUAACCUAUUCCUACGCAUCAAGUUCUUUCUGGAUGAUGUCAACCUCAUACAACACACCAUGACAAAACACCAGUACUACUUGCAGCUGAGGAAGGAUAUCUUGGAGGAGAGGGUGUGCUGUGACAUGGAGAAUGCCAUGCUCCUGGCGUCCCUGGCUCUUCAGGCAGAGUUUGGUGACUACCAGGCAGAGCUCCAUGGAAAGACGUACUUCAGAAUGGAACAUUACAUGUCUGCCUCUGUGCUGGAUAAUAUUGACCAGAGCUCCAUCAAGGAAGAAUUGCUCAAACUACACAGCACAUACUAUGGAGCCACAGAGGCAGAGACAGAGUUUGAGUUUCUCAAGGCGAGCCAGAGGCUGACGGAGUACGGGGUUCACUUCCACCGUGUCCUCCCUGAGAAGCGGUCCCAGACAGGUAUCAUGCUAGGGGUCUUCUCCAAGGGUGUCCUCAUCUUUGAGGUCCUGAAUGGAAACAGAACCCCAGUACUAAGGUUCCCCUGGAGAGAAACCAAGAAGAUUUCUUUCACAAAGAAGAAAAUCUGUCUUCAGAACACGUCAGACGGGAUCAAACACCUGUUCCAGACAGACAGCAACAAGACCUGUCAGUACCUGCUGUGCCUCUGCUCUGCUCAGCACAAGUUCCACCUCCAGAUGAAGGCCCGGCAGAACAACCAGGAGCUGCAGGACUUAGAGAACUCUCCAUUGAACCUUUUGCAGUACUCUCUGGGUCAGGGGGGGGUGGAGGGGAUAGGGAGGGCCGUGAGCUCUGCCAGCCUGACCCCUAGCUCCUCAGCCCGCUCCGCACACUCAGACUCAGACCUGAAGAGGAUUUCCUACUCAGAGGUGGCCCUGAACAAAGCCCCUGGCGGCCGGCUCCAUGCCCAGGAAGAGGUGCUCUUCCCUGGGUUCAACUCCGGCCUCGGCCCCCACCACCACCACCCUUCCAAUGCCCGGUUAAUGAUGAGCAGAUCACACCACAACCUGGGCCAGGUGCCUGAAUCGCCAGAGCACCGUGCAGUGUCCUUCAACAGCCAGUCUCAGUCUGCUGUGAACCAUGCCCAGCUCGCGGACUCCCACCACCGAGCCAGCUCAGACACAGACUCCAUCUCUGUAGCUUACCAGCAGGAUAGAAGGUUUGGCUCCUCAGCAUCGCACGGCAGCACCGCCUGGAGUCUUAAGAGCUUCCAGAAACAGUCUGACUCCUCCUCCUCCGUGGAAGAGACCGGACAUGCUGAUGUCGUAGGUUCCCUGAAGACGACGCUGAAUGCCUUGCCUUCCCCAGAGAGAGAGAUUACCACGGUCAGUCUGAAGAAAGAUGUGAAGUCUGGCCUGGGGUUUCAGAUAGUAGAGGGGCAGAACUCUGGUCAUGUUGAUCUUGGCACCUUCAUCAGCUCCAUAAUUCCUGGGGGUCCUGCUGAUAUCAACGGCUGCCUCAAGCCAGGGGACCGUCUAAUCUCUGUGAAUGAGGUGAACCUACAGGGCCUUCCCCACACCGCUGCCACCGAGGUCCUGCAGAGCGCCCCCGAUGAUGUCACGCUGGUGGUGUCUCAACCCAGAGAGAGGCUUUAUGAAGAGCCUCCGUCAGGGUUUGUUUAUAAACCCCAGGCUCCUCUGGUGGUCUCCGGACAGCGACGACAAGACCUGGACUUUGAGUCUUCAAUUGAGGAACAGGAGGCAGGAACAGGCUCCCCCAGCCCUCCUCUCCCCACCACCACCCCGUCUGUCUCCACUCUCCCACGCCAGAGCAGCCUCCGCUCUCAGGACUCCAGGACCGAGAGCACCAAUGCACCUCACCAGACCCCCGUCAACGGCACCCACCCCCAUCGCACACUGCCCACUGAAGCUGCCUCAGUACCCGUAUCCAUACUCCAUCACCAGGAUCGAACCAACAACAUUGCCUUGACCUUCGACCCACUCAAAGUGUCUCCACCAGCGUUGCCACCCAAAACCAGGAAAGCUAAGAUCCCUGAGGUCCCUAAAGACCCAGACUAUUCAGAUAGAGGGGACUCUGAAAUGGAUGAGGAGACGUACUCUAGUAGUCAAGAGAAACCAAAGUUUAAAAAGGAGUUAACUCCUACUCUCCCCAACGGCAGCAUGGGAGGGUUAAGUGUCAAUGUCCCAGGGGUCAGUAGUCUCUCUCCUGGAGAUCUGUUUGUCGUUAAGCUGUCUAAACAGGACAGCAGCUUGGGCAUAAGUGUCACGGGUGGAGUGAAUACCAGUGUGAAGCAUGGAGGGGUUUAUGUGAAGGCCAUCAUCCCUAAAGGAGCUGCAGAACUGGACGGAAGGAUCCAGAAGGGUGACAGGGUGGUGGCUGUCAAUGGGAAGAGUCUGGAAGGAGCCACUCACAAGCGGGCUGUGGAGACCCUCAGAGAUACUGGAAAGUCCUCUCCUCCCCUUCUCCUCCGCUCGGCUCCUCCCCUUCUCCUCCGGUCCUCUCCUCCCCUUCUCCUCUGCUCCUCCCCUCUUCAGAUGGUCCACUUGUUGUUAGAGAAGGGUCAGCUACCUGCGGACCGUAUCCACGCCCCUCUGACGCCUCAGUGCACCCCUCCCAGCGACCAGCAACAACCGGCGCCAGAGGCUGCUCAGCCUAAAGCCCAGCCAGAGUACAUCUUCAUCACUGAUAAUAAUGUAUUUGAGGUGCCCUUGCUGAAGAAUUCGUCAGGCCUAGGGUUCAGCUUCAGUAGAGAGGAGACCCUCCCUGACCAGAACACUGGUAACGCCUCUGGUAACAGCUUCAGCAUGGUCCGGGUCAAGAAGCUUUUCCCUGGGCAACCUGCCGCUGAGAGUGGACGAAUCAACGUGGGUGACGUCAUCGUGCGUGUCAACCAGACGCCCCUCAAAGGACUCUCGCAGCACGAGGUGAUCUCAGCGCUGCGAGGGACCGGCCAGGAGGUCACUCUGCUGCUCUGUAGACCUGACCAGGGUGUCUUACCUGAGAUGGACGCCUCUGCUCUGACUCCCAUGGCCUCUCCUCGUAAGGAACCAGUAGUCCAGACCCAGCAGCCUGAAUCCAGCCUGGCCAGGCCCAGAACAGCCUCUCCUGUGAGGUCUGAGGGGAAGAGGAGCCUGGGACUGGGGCCUGGGCAAAUGGAGGAAGCUCUGGACAGGCUGCUCAUGAAGUCCUCCAGCCGUCGGGACAGCUACAGCGACAGCACAGAUGAUGAGGAGGUGGAGGAGGCCUUCAGCCCAUCUCUGGAGCAGGGCCGACAAGCCUGGGAUCGUAGUAUCUACCAGACCCCCAGCAGUAACCUCACUCUGGAGAGACUCCGCCAGUAUGAGACCCCCUGUGAGCUGGAUGACACCAUCCGCUCUGCCUACUACUCUUCCAACCUGUCACUGUCCAACCUCAGCAAAAGGUGUCCCUCCUCCUCCCCUCGGGUCCCUGACCUGACCACCACCCCUCAACCUAUGGUAUUAUCUCCAGAAGCCCCCAGUCCCGACCCCCUGCCUCUCCCUCGACCACCACACUUCAACCACACCCUGACAGACAACAGACAGGACAUGGAUGAGUUUGUGCCGGACGUGGAGCUGAAAGUGUCCCUUGUGAAGUCUGAGAAAGGAAGCCUGGGGUUUACUCUGACCAAAGGGAACGACCUGGGCUGUUACAUCCAUGACAUCAUCCAGGACCCUGCCAAGGGAGACGGCAGGCUGCGUCCCGGGGAUCGCAUGAUCAUGGUGAACAACAAAGAUGUGUCCAACAUGGGUCACACUGAGGUGGUGAACCUGGUGAGAGCGGCCCCCAGGGUGGUCGAUCUAGUGGUAGGAAGGGUUCUCGAGGCUCCUAAACCCCCUAUAGAAGCACACCUACUGUCGGACAUCUCCUUCCAGUGCCCUGACCAAACAUUAGGUCUAGUAUUGGAUGGGGGCAGUGACAGUGUGUACGGGGUGUUGUUCAUAAAGGAGGUACUGCCUGGCUCGGUGGCGCUGCUGGAGGGGAGUCUGAGGCCCUUGGACCUGGUCCACUAUAUCAACGGAGCUCCAACUCUGGACCUGACCCUCAAUGAGAGCUGCAGGCUGCUGGAGAUCUCCCUCAGGGAGCUCACUAUCAAAGCUACAAGGGAUGGGAAACCAGUGUCUCCAGGACAGAAGAGUAUUUCUUUUCUCAACAACAACGUCAGUCCUGAAGUCUCCAGCAGCCUCAACGAUUAUGUCUUGGGGGCUGAUCACAGAGAAACAGAGGCCUUCUCUACACUAUGUCCUCCAGAGGAGGAGAUCAUUCAGUUGGACCUUGACAAGCCUGCGGCAGGAGGCCUAGGCUUCUCUGUUAUCGGAGGAGAGAGGGGCAUCUUUGUCAAGUCCAUCACCCCUGGUGGCAUAGCAGAUCGUACAGGACGGCUGCAAGUGGGGGAUAGACUGCUCAAAGUGAACGAGGAGCUGAUGACUGGUGUGUCUCACACUAAAGCUGUCACAACUAUCCGAAAGGUCAAAGGACUGGUCCACCUCAUAGUGUCCAGACCGCCCGACCAAAACCCCAACACCUACCUGGCCUAUCUCCCCAUCAUCUCUGACAAGUGCAACGGCAACAGUGACGACAUUGGGGUGAAGACUAAACCGUCUAGUCCACCUGAUGAGAACAGUAGCCCUCCUGACAUACCGCCAAUAGACUAUGAUGUAGGUUCAAUGGAACGGAGGACGAGAGAGGGUGAGGUGGAGAACACAGAGCUGUCUGAAGACACAGACCGUGACGGUUCCUCUCUACCAGAGGACUCUCCUGAGACCUCCCGGAAAGCCGACUGGAAAGAAGAAAGUGUUGAUGACCCACUGAAUGAAAGCUACCUGCAGAUGACGUCAGAGCUUCCAGAAGAGGAUGAGAUUACCUGGGGGAGUGACGAGCUGCCUAUAGAGAACAUCAACUCCAAAUUCACUGACGAUAAGCCCAUCAUUACAGAGGAUGAGCUGACCUCUCUGCCCCUGGUGAAGGUGGUCCCUGAUGGACAAUACACUAAGGCCAAACUCAACACUGUGGUGCGUAUGCUGAGGGGUCUGCUCGAACAGAAGAUCCCUUUGCAGGAGUUUGAGAAUCUGCAGAAUCUACAGCCGCUGGACGACUGUCUAAUUGGUCAGACAAAGGAAAACAAGAAGAAGAAUCGUUAUAAGAACAUUGUCCCUUUCGAUACCACCAGAGUGAUCCUGGGUAAAAAUGGUGGCUACAUUAAUGCCAACUUUAUCAACAUGCCAGUGAAAGAUGAGAACUUCAUGUUCAUUGCUUGUCAAGGACCCCUACCCACCACUCUGGGUGACUUCUGGCAGAUGAUCUGGGAGCAGAAAUCUAAUGUCAUUGCUAUGAUGACCCAGGAAGUGGAAGGGGGAAAGGUCAAAUGUCAACGGUACUGGCCUGACACCCCGCGGACGGCUGAGAUGGUGGACGAGAGGCUGCAGAUCACCUUGGUCAAAGAUCAGCACCUGGACAACUUUGUUAUCCGUCUCAUUGAGGUCAAAGAUAUCCAGACUGAAGAAAUUCAACGCGUCACCCACCUGAACUACACCGGUUGGCCAGACCACGGUACGCCCUCGCAGCCUGAGCAGCUGUUGACGUUCAUAUCCUACAUGAGGCACAUCCACCAAUCAGGACCCAUCAUCACGCACUGCAGUGCAGGGAUUGGACGAUCCGGAACUCUCAUCUGCGUAGACGUGGUUCUCGGCCUCAUCAGUAAAGAUGCUGAUUUUGAUAUUUCAGAUGUGGUACGUAACAUGAGGCUGCAGAGACAAGGAAUGGUACAAACGGAGGAACAAUACAUCUUCUGCUAUCAAGUCAUCUUAUAUGUGCUCCGAUGUCUUCAAGCUGAGGAGAAAAUCUCAGGAUAGCAACCUUACCAAAGUCCCAAUGUUGCACACACCUGAACAACGAUGGAGACGACACACAGCACAGAACCAAGCAGUGGAUUUACAAACCACUGCUCAACCAACGCCUUAACGGUCUGGGAUUGUGUCCCGAACACAGAUCAAGUCUAGUCUUGGAUUUACUGGUACUUUCAAUAGAGAAUCUCCAUUUAAUAUGGUUUUUAGUCCAUGACUAGGCUUGAUCUGUGUCUGGGGGAAGUAGUCCCUCACAGGAGUCUGUAUAUUUUUUGUUUGCUUGACCUCUACCUCUGUAGCUGCUACCCCUUCUCUUAAUGUAUACACAAGAACAAUACAGUUGAUGUUCCCGUCUUAUCUACAUGAAAGCAAUGUUUUUUUUUAUAUAGAUUGGCUUAUGAAAUAUCUGAAAGUUAAUAAAGUCAUAUUUUAAAGAUUUUGAUGCUGGAAGUUGCCUUGACAGAAUACGACAGUAUUUGCAUUGUAAAUCGUAUUAUGGUUAUUGCUGCCAGUGUUAAAGGAAAUUUAGUGUACAUAUUCAACUUUUGAAAAAUUGCAAUUUGUAAAUAAAAGUGAAAUUUA